CGUUUUCAUUGACUCAUUCUCUGCAUAGAUCGCACCCAGAACGAACAGAGACACGCCAAAAACACGGGCCGAUUGAUGAGGAAUGAGCCGGAGCCUUUGGAUUCAUGACAUCCUUCUAAGGUCUUUUCACUGAGUGAGAUCUACAGGGGAGCUUUGAAUGUUCGGGACCGAUCGGAUGUUUAGCUGACUGUGAUUGCAGGAACAUUGUGCGACCAUCAUCAUGGCUGCGUCUGAAUUAUAUACAAAGUACGCACGGGUCUGGAUCCCGGAUGUAGAGGAAGUGUGGAAGUCAGCAGAGCUCACCAAGGACUACAGACAAGGAGACGGAGUACUGCAGCUACAGCUGGAGGAUGGAAAGGAACUGGAGUACAAAUUGGACUCCAAGACGAACAACUUACCACACCUCCGUAAUCCAGAUAUCCUGGUGGGAGAAAAUGACCUGACGGCUCUCAGUUACCUUCACGAGCCCGCUGUGCUACACAAUCUGAAAGUGCGCUUCAUCGAUUCCAAACUCAUCUACACAUACUGCGGUAUUGUUUUAGUCGCUAUAAACCCAUAUGAGACGCUGCCCAUCUAUGGAACGGACAUCAUUAACGCGUACAGCGGGCAGAAUAUGGGUGACAUGGACCCUCACAUCUUCGCAGUGGCAGAAGAGGCUUACAAACAGAUGGCAAGGGAUGAGAGGAAUCAGUCGAUUAUUGUGAGCGGAGAAUCCGGAGCAGGGAAAACCGUUUCGGCUAAAUACGCCAUGCGUUACUUUGCCACGGUCAGCGGCUCUGCCAGCGAAGCAAAUGUGGAAGAAAAAGUUCUGGCAUCAAACCCCAUCAUGGAGUCCAUCGGUAAUGCCAAGACCACCAGGAAUGACAAUAGCAGUCGAUUUGGGAAAUACAUUGAGAUUGGCUUUGAUAAGAAGUAUCACAUAAUUGGUGCGAACAUGAGGACAUAUCUGUUGGAGAAAUCACGUGUCGUAUUUCAGGCGGAUGAGGAGAGGAAUUAUCACAUCUUCUAUCAACUCUGUGCGUCUGCUCACCUCCCGGAGUUGAAAGCCCUGAAACUUGGAAAGGCCGACGGUUUUCACUACACCAAACAGGGCAGGAACCCAGUGAUAGAUGGAGUAGAUGAUGCCAAGGAGAUGUCGACCACCAGAAACGCCUUCACGCUGCUAGGUGUAAAUGAGUCCUAUCAGAUGGGCUUGUUUCAGAUUCUCGCUUCAAUUUUGCACCUGGGGAACGUGGAAGUGAAGGACAGAGAUGCGGACAGCAGUAUUAUUCCACCAAAUAAUGGUCACCUGAGUGUGUUUUGUGAAUUGAUGGGCGUGACAUAUCAAGACAUGUCUCAUUGGCUGUGUCAUAAGAAGCUGAAGACGGCAACAGAGACGUACAUAAAGCCCAUCCCCAAACUACAGGCCAUAAACGCCCGCGACGCUCUCGCUAAACACAUCUACGCCAAACUCUUCAACUGGAUCGUGGACCAUGUGAACAAAGCGCUGCAUUCUACGGUCAAACAGCACUCGUUCAUCGGAGUCCUGGACAUUUACGGGUUUGAGACUUUUGAAAUCAACAGUUUUGAACAGUUCUGUAUUAAUUAUGCCAAUGAGAAACUACAGCAACAGUUCAACAUGCAUGUGUUUAAGUUGGAGCAGGAGGAGUAUAUGAAAGAGCAGAUCCCCUGGACUCUCAUUGAUUUCUAUGAUAAUCAGCCGUGUAUCAACCUCAUCGAGGCCAAGAUGGGCAUCCUGGACCUGCUGGAUGAAGAGUGCAAGAUGCCGAAGGGUUCUGAUGACUCCUGGGCUCAGAAACUCUAUAACACUCAUUUGAAGACGUGUGCACUUUUUGAAAAACCACGGAUGUCCAAUAAAGCUUUCAUUAUUCAGCACUUUGCAGAUAAGGUGGAGUAUCAGUGUGAUGGUUUUCUGGAGAAGAAUAAAGACACUGUGAACGAGGAGCAGAUAAAUGUUCUGAAAGCCAGUAAGUUUGACCUGCUGGUGGAGCUGUUCCAGGAUGAGGAGAAAGCCACGAGUCCAGCCGGUGCUGCUCCUGCCACUGGAGGACGCACUCGCCUCAGCGUCAAACCAGACAAGAACAAAGCAGGCCAGGCCAGCAAAGAACACAAGAAGACAGUCGGACUGCAGUUCCGUAACUCUCUGCAGCUGCUGAUGGAGACACUGAAUGCGACUACGCCACAUUAUGUUCGCUGCAUCAAACCCAACGAUUACAAAUAUGCCUUCACGUUCGACCCCAAGAGGGCAGUGCAGCAGCUGCGCGCAUGUGGAGUUUUGGAAACGAUCCGCAUCUCUGCAGCUGGUUUCCCAUCCAGGUGGACGUAUCAGGAGUUCUUUAGCAGGUAUCGUGUCCUGAUGAAACAAAAAGAUGUUCUGACAGAUAAGAAGAUGACCUGUAAGAAUGUUCUGGAGAAACUGGUGCAGGAUCCAGAUAAGUACCAGUUUGGCAAGACCAAGAUCUUUUUCCGUGCAGGCCAGGUUGCGUACCUGGAGAAACUGCGUGCAGAUAAGCUGCGUGCCGCCUGCAUCCGCAUCCAGAAGACUAUCCGCUGCUGGCUGGCGCACAAGAAGUACCUGCGCAUGAAACAUGCUGCCACAACCAUCCAGAGAUACGUCCGUGGAUACCAGGCCCGCUGUCUUGCAAAAUUCCUGCGUCGCACACGUGCUGCGAUCAUCAUUCAGAAGUACCAGCGCAUGUACGUCCAGAGAAAAUGUUACAAACGCAAGCAGGCUGCCGCUCUGGCCAUGCAGUGCAUCCUCAGGGCGUACAUGGCCCGACAGCUGUACAAAGCGCUUCUGCGUGAGCACAAGGCCAUCCUCAUUCAGAAGAUGGUGCGCGGCUGGUUGGCGCGGCAGUGGUACAAGCGGACGAUCGAAGCCAUCGUGUACCUGCAGUGCUGCGUCCGCCGUAUGCGAGCCAAGAGAGAACUCAAGAAACUCAAGAUCGAGGCUCGUUCGGUGGAGCACUUCAAGAAACUCAACAUCGGCAUGGAGAACAAGAUCAUGCAGCUGCAGCGCAGGAUAGACGACCAGAACAAGGAGAACCGUGUACUCAGCGAGCGUUUGAACACCCUGGAGGUCAGCCACGCUACGGAGUCCGAGCGUCUGCGUGUGGAGUUGACGCGUCUGCGAGGGGCAGAGGAGGACGCCAAAAACAACGCCAACAAAGUCACAUCUCUUCUGGAGGAGCUGGAGCGACUGCGCAAAGAUCUGCAGAACACACAGAAGGAGAAGAAAGCCAUCGAGGACUGGGCACAGACCUACCAGGACGAGAUGGAACAGAUGAUCGCAGAACUGAAGGAGCAAAACCACCUGCUGAAGAACGAGAAAAACGACCUGAACCGACUGAUCCAGGAACAGGGCCAGCAGUGGACAGAGAAAAUGCAGAGGGCACUGAAGGAGGAAACGCAGCAGUUAGAAAACGAUUUAAACGAGGAACGCUCUCGCUACCAGAACCUCCUCACCGAACACCUGCGACUAGAGGAGAAAUACGACGAUUUGAAAGAGGAGAUCACACUUGCUGUAAAUGUUCCAAAACCUGGUCACAGGCGCACAGACUCCACACACAGCAGCAACGAAUCAGAAUGCACCUACAAUUCAGAGUUUGCCGAGUCCGAGGAAGGGACCCGCGGAGGGGAGGAUGUUUCCAAGUCAAUCCUGGACAUGUCCCUGUUCCUAAAGUUGCAGAAGAGAGUAUCCGAACUAGAGCAAGAAAAACAGUCACUGCAGAACGAGCUGGAUCGGAGAGAAGAGCAGUUUCAGCGGGCUAGAGCUAGGGAUGAUGAGGAACAUAAGAAAGCUCGUAGCGCUGAGCUGGAGUAUGAAUCUCUCAAGCGUCAGGAGUUGGAGUCAGAGAAUAAGAAGCUGAAGCAUCAUUUGAAUGAGAUGCGUCAGUCUCUGAGAGGCAGCGCUGAGGCCGGUUCCGCCGCUCCGGGUUCUCCUGCGUACACGGUCCUGCUGGAUCAGCUGAACUCCUCCAACGAGGAGCUGGAGGUGCGGAAGGAGGAGGUGCUCAUACUGCGCUCUCAACUCGUCAGUCAGAAAGAGGCCAUGCAACACAAGGAGACCAUGACUGAACCUUUGCCGUACAUUGAGGAUGUGCAGAAGCUGACUGAUGCCAAGGAGAUCUCCCAGGCCUACAUGGGCCUUAAAGAGACCAACAGAUCACCCAGGUUUACACGCAGACCGACUGAAGUGAACGAGCUUGUGAGCAGGUUGAGAUCCCCCUUCCCUGACUACCAUAAGCUGAAUGAGGAUGGAGAACUGUGGCUGGUUUAUGAAGGGUUAAAGGAAACUAACAGGUUGUUGGAGUCUCAGUUGCAGGCUCAGCGUCGGUCUCACGAGAACGAGGUGGAGGUUUUGCGUGGAGAACUGCAGAGCGUUAAAGAGGAGAACAACCGUCAGCAGCAGCUGUUAGCUCAGAACCUGCAGCUUCCUCCAGAGGCCCGAAUCGAGGCCAGUCUACAGCACGAGAUCACGCGCCUCACCAACGAGAACCUGGAACUUCACUCUGAUGAUCCAAAGGAGUAUAAAGCCUACAGAAUCAGCAUGUUACGCAGGAUGGUUGAUCUUAUGGAGCAACUAGAGAAACAGGACAAGACCGUCCGCAAACUGAAGAAACAGCUCAAAGUUUUUGCAAAGAAGAUCAAUGAUCUGGAAGGUGGUCAGAUGGAUGUGUCUCCAGGACAGACGACCGACGAACCUGUUCAUCCAGUGAACAUCCCACGCAGGGAGAAAGAUUUCCAGGGAAUGCUGGAAUAUAAGAAAGAGGAUGAACUCAAACUGGUCAAGAACCUCAUACUAGAGCUGAAGCCUCGUGGUGUGGCAGUGAAUCUGAUCCCAGGUCUGCCGGCAUACAUCCUCUUCAUGUGUCUGCGUCAUGCCGACUACGUUAACGAUGACCAGAAGGUCCGAUCUCUACUCACCUCUGUCAUCAACAGCAUCAAGAAGAUCCUCAAGAAAAGAGGUGAUGACUUUGAGACGGUUUCCUUCUGGUUGUCCAAUACAUGCCGUUUCCUGCACUGCCUGAAACAGUACAGUGGCGACGAGCAAUUCAUGAAGCAUAACACUCCUAAACAGAAUGAUCACUGUCUCUCCAACUUUGACCUGGCCGAGUACCGGCAGGUUCUGAGUGAUCUGGCCAUUCAGAUCUACCAGCAGCUCAUCAAGUGUAUGGAGAACAUCCUGCAGCCCAUGAUCGUCUCUGGCAUGCUGGAACAUGAAACCAUCCAGGGCGUGUCCGGGGUAAAGCCCACGGGUCUCCGUAAGAGGACGUCCAGCAUCGCCGACGAGGGCACGUACACGCUGGACUCCAUCAUCCGCCAGCUCAACUCCUUCCACUCCAUCAUGUGUCAGCACGGCACCGACCCGGAGCUCAUCAAACAGGUGGUCAAGCAGCAGUUCUACAUCAUCGGCGCCGUCACCCUCAACAACCUGCUGCUGCGCAAAGACAUGUGCUCCUGGAGCAAGGGCAUGCAGAUCAGGUAUAACGUGAGUCAGCUGGAGGAGUGGCUGAGAGAUAAGAACCUCAUGACAUGCGGCGCGAAAGAGACGCUGGAGCCGUUGAUUCAGGCCGCACAACUGCUGCAGGUCAAGAAAAAGACGGAUGAGGACGCUGAGGCCAUCUGCUCCAUGUGUAACAGCCUCUCUACAGCACAGAUUGUGAAGGUGCUGAACUUGUAUACGCCCGUCAAUGCGUUUGAAGAGCGUGUGUCAGUUCUGUUCAUAAGAACAAUACAGACACGUUUACGUGAUCGAAAGGAGUCUCCUCAGCUGCUGAUGGACACCAAACUCAUCUACCCCGUCACCUUCCCCUUUAACCCCUCCUCCCUGGCCCUGGAAACCAUUCAGAUACCCGGCAGCCUCAAUCUGGCCUUCCUCACUCGUGUGUAGACCCGUCAAUCACCUCACCUCGACCAAUCACACGGCAGGAACAGGGAGCCAAAAUAUAUAAAUAAAAAAAAUUAAUGAGCAUAGGUAAAUUAGCCACACACUAAAAGAGAAUGCAAUUUAGACCAUGUCAAUCCUUCUUUUUGCACUUCGUCGUCACUUUUAUUUAUUCAAUAAAAGAGGGAAUCUCACAAAACCAGUCAAGUACAUGUUCAGAUCAUAAAAUCAAAAGAAAUGCAUAAGAAGCUAUAUUUUGCUUAACGAAAAUGAAUCUUUAGGACCACUGAUAUUUUUGACAUUGUGCAUUUUCCCCCAAAAUGCUCAUUACUGAAAAAAUAUUACUCGCAUUAUACAGUAUUUGCUAAAAUAUGCUGAUUUAAAAUAAAUCAUUGGAAUUCACUCGAUUAAUAAUGAAUACCAUGAUUAUUUUUAUUGAAUAAAAUGUAAGGUAUUAUUAAUGAGAAUAAUGUCAUAUCGGUUUCUUCAUUUAUUUUAAUGGAAAAUAUAUUCCUAUAAUGCUUUCUUUUGAUUGACCUGGAUGUUUUUGUGAGAUUCACCUUUUAAACUGGAAUAUUUCAGAGAUGUUUCACUUACUGAACGUUGCGAAAGGAAGAACGAAGGUCAGAAUAAUUCGUUCUAACACUAAUGCCUUCUCAGAUCACGACCAGAAUAAGUUCACGGGGCUGUAUAAUCUUAUACAUAUAUAAAUAUCUAUGAAUAUGUAUGAUGCUAGGAUAUUUUAUUUAUUGCUUUACCCUAUCAGAUAUUUUGUUUUUUCUUUGAGAUGCUAGCUAACAUGGAUAUCCAGUUGCUGAACAUACUCUAGUCCUCAUUGCACUCAUUCAUAUCAGAUUAAUAACUUAGACUCGGUAAAAAAAAGUCCUUGGAGCUCAGCUGACUUCAUUAACGUAGGUGUUUAUUUGUUAGUAGCGUGUGGUGAUGUUGAUUAGCUAAUAAGUAGUCACGUCUGGUGUAACUCUGGCGGAAAGAACACUCUGCAUCCGUGCACAGAGCUCAUCUCUUCCUCAAGAGCUUCCUCGAGUUUACAUCUCUGAUCUUCAGCAGCCAUUUCCAAAGAGAUGGUUCAGUCCAGACCCAGUGCAUGAUGGGAUUGUUUGGGUUUGCAUCAUACUGACCCGCUCUGUCAGCGUCGAGCGUAUCAAGAGCGCGAGAGAUCCGCGUUCCACAGCUUUCAGCAGAGCUAGAGCUAGUUCAGGUGAGAUCUAGACGUUUAAUGGGGUUUCGGGUGGUUUGGGCUUUACACCGUUAGAGUGGUGGGUGAAUCUUAAGAAGAAAUUUCCCAGUGAAAUAUCAAAUGAAAUAAAAUAGAACAUUAAGCCUAUUUUAGGAAUUGCAUUGUUGCAUUAAUUCCAUGACUACAUAUAUUUUCAUCACAAAUUCUCACUAUUGUAAUGCUGUAUAUAAAUCUACUAUCACGACCUUACCAUUUAAAUAUCAUAAUUUAUUAUUUUUUUGUAUUACAGUAAUGAGAACUGAUGGAGAAAUGGCCUUAAUUGUGCAAAUGGUAAAAAAAAAAAUCUUAUCAGUCAUUAUUUACACAGUAAUACACUUAAUUUCUUUAGAUUUUUGUGGUGAAGACAAAUGAGAACAUAGUUUUUGUGAGAUUCAGAAGCGUAUGCACAAAAGCACACUGGAUAUCCCGUACUGAACUAUAAACAAACCCCAAACUACUGACUCUCUCAACACAUGAAGAUGUUUAUCUAAAACCUGCUGUUAUUUAUUUCAGUAUUAUACGUUUUUAAAGAUUCAAAACGGCUGUUGUUUUUAUGGCAUGUGCUGUUGGAUGAGUUAAUAUAUGGACUAUUUUCUUUUUGUCACUUAUUUUGUUUUGUUUUGCUUGUUUGUCUGUUGUUUUCACGUCUGACAGGAUAUCAGUAUUAUCAUGAAUGUGUCAGGCAGCUUUUAUUGGAAAGCUGUUUGUUUUGAUCUGCAACUCCUGAAAUUGAAGCAGUCACCUCAGUGCAACCAUGUUUUCUAUCACACACACAUUCACACACCCUAUCAUAUUAUAUUAUGUGUUAUGUUAUAUCAUAUUAUAUUAUAUUAUAUUAUAUUAUAUUAUAUUAUAUUAUUUUUAAGCUCAAAUAAUGCAUGUUGAUACUACUGUCUAUUGCAUGGGUUUCAGCUUUAAAAUCUUCCACACUAGUUCAGUGUGUUAUUGACCAUUAACACACAGCUUUGAGUCUAAAUAAAGAAUCUUAUGCCAUUUCACUGUAGUGCGCUGAGAUUUUAUCAUGUCUUACUGUAGUUGCAGUGUAUCCCGCAGAGCCUUUGUACCAUUUAUCAGUCUCAACUGAUCAGUCUCAAUGCAAUCAUGUUUGUUAUGCAUAUGUGUCACAAAACGUGUGUGUGUGUGUGUGUGUGUGCACGCAAAGACCAUUUCUAAUACAUUUCGUAUUGUUUUCCAGUGUUUUAUUUAUUUUUUAUUGCAUAUCUUGAAUUUUCCACAUUUUAAGCAUUAGUUGCAAACAAAAAUACAAAUAUCUAAUGGGGUAAGGUAAAAGGUUAAUUCAAAAUAUUCUCUAAAAAUAAGUAUUAUUUUGUUUACAUAUAUUUAGUUUUUUUCUUGCUUAAAUAUUUUUACUGGAAAACAAGACAAAAAAUAGCAUUUUGCAACGUAUUCAUAUUUAGCUCAGAUGAAAUCAAGUUCAGCAUUUCUGUUCUCAUUCAGGAGUUUUAUGAUCAUGGGACCAUUGUGUGUAUGUGACCUUUGCUUUUUGUAUUGUGUUGUUUGUUCAGUUCUUAUGGAAAAAAAUAAAAAUGGUCGGAAGAUUUACAAAUGCAAUUUGAUAGAAAUGCAUAUCACUUCAAAUGGAAAAUAAUGAAAUUGUACUGGAACAACAAAUGAAAAUGUAAAAAAAAAUCACUGAAUGUUGACGUGUUUGUACAUGGUUUUAUUUACAUUGUCACAUCUUAGAUAAAGCCUUACCUCUGAAUGGACAUGUCAACGUAACACUUUUCUUUGUGGCGUUUCAUAUUCUAUUCAUUUGCUGUACAAUUGUGAACUGUAAACCUAUAAUAUUCCUAUUGAAAUGGGUAUACAUUUCCAAAUGCCUCUUUAAAAAAUGAGUUACACAUUUCAAAAAUCUCAGACUUGUUUCACCGAUCCAAGAGCCCUGUUUUAGUCUUUCCUCAGCUCUAAGUUCUGAAGUGGUUUGUAAAAAGUGUCAUGCACAUUACAUCCGCUAGUCCACAGUCUAUCGCUAUCGGCGUUCACGCUUGUAUAAAGACGGCUUAUGCAGACAUUGAUAGUUGCUGUAGUAAUGUAGAUCAGCUGAACAUCUCAUGUUUGCUUCUCCUUCAGCUUGUUCAGACUGGAUUGGGCUGAAUGGGGUCUCGGGGGGGAAUGUCUCUUACUGAAGGACCAGAGAGUUUGUAGUUCCUGUAGCUGUAAUUAUUUCAUGUGUUCAUCAAUGCAAUUUCAUGGAGUGAUAUACUAAUGUCAAAAGCUGUUCAAGUCAAAUAAAUGAAUUCAGCACUA
Molecule: messenger RNA, 9392 nt
Organism: Labeo rohita (rohu)
Lineage: Eukaryota; Metazoa; Chordata; Actinopteri; Cypriniformes; Cyprinidae
Gene: myo5aa
Product: myosin VAa
Exons: 42
Coding region: 221-5893 (1890 amino acids)
Biological process (GO): actin filament organization; vesicle transport along actin filament
Cellular component (GO): cytoplasm; myosin complex; actin cytoskeleton
Molecular function (GO): actin filament binding; microfilament motor activity; ATP binding
Source: RefSeq, a predicted model, not a curated record